This is a messenger RNA of Neltuma alba, 1467 nucleotides long. RefSeq names its product UPF0496 protein At2g18630-like. Lineage: Eukaryota; Viridiplantae; Streptophyta; Magnoliopsida; Fabales; Fabaceae. The transcript is spliced from 2 exons. Bases 187 to 1320 code for a protein of 377 amino acids. The record is from RefSeq and is a predicted model, not a curated record.
CCAAAUAAGUUGCUUCUCUUUAAGCACCAAGUCCCAGCUUAUCAAGAUUUCUCCGUAACUGGGGACUUCUGUUCAUCUCGGAUUCCCACCUUAGCAGCUACUUGGCCUCGUUACCCCUGCUUUGCUUCAAUUCGCGGAGUGAAAUUGCCUCUUAAUUCCAGCUCCCUAUUCGCGCCAAAAUUCGUUAUGAUGGGAGGGCAGUCCAGCAAGACGAGUGAGGCUGAUGUGCCUUUGGCUAUCAGAACGGGUACCGAUUCCCAGUUCGCGGCUGACUUGAACUCGUACGAAACUGCAUGUGUGGCCGACCCGAACUUACAAUCCUUCGACGCCUCCAUUCAAGAGCGAACUAACAGGGUGAUCAACUCGCUUGCCAAUGGGGUUCAGGUUCGCUCGUUAUCUAUUGAUUCUCUGAGAGAAGCGACUGCUGCUCUGUUAGAAAAUCACGAAGAAGUAGCCAGAAUCUUUCUGGCAUGCAAGAAUGAUAUAUUAAAGAACAAAGACCUCUCCUCCUUGGUUGACGAAUUUUUUGAAAAUAGCCUCUUGACAUUGGAUUUCUGUAUUAAACUUCGUGAGUGCUUGAGCCAGGCACGUGAUAACCAGGUAAUAAUUAAGUCAGCGCUCAACCAUUUUGAGGUAGAGGUCGAAAAUGGAGUGGAAGGGGUGAGAUAUGUAGAGACAUUGCAGCAACUGAAGAAAUUUACCGACGCUGGAGACCCCUUCACGAAAGAGUUUUACUUAUUGUUUGAGUCGGUUUAUGCUAAGCAGGUAUCAAUGUUGGAGAAACUGCAAGCCAGAAAGAGGACACUUGAUAAGAAACUGAAAUCCCUCAAGACAUGGAGGAGGGUGUCAAAUGCCAUUUUUUUAACUGCAUCCGUUUCUGUGUUGAUUUUCUCGGUGGUGGCUGUUGCCAUUGCUGCACCACCUAUUGUAACAGCUUUGGCUGGUGCAUUGGCUGUUCCAAUAGGCUCAGUAGGAAAAUGGUGUAAUUCACUAUUUCAGGGAUUUGAGAAAGCCGUGAGAAGCCAAAGAGGAGUACUCAGCUCAAUGGAGUUUCGUACCUAUAUCACAUUACAGGACUUGGAUAGCAUUCGAUCCCUGGUCAACAGAUUGGAAAUAAAGAUUGAGUCAUUGUUGCACAAUGCUGAUUUUGCCCUCAAGGAUGAGGACGCUGUGCAGCUUGCAGUCGAUGAGAUCAAGAAGCAGAUGGAACAUUUUGCCGAGAGUAUUGAGACUUUGAAUGACCAUGUUCUUAGAUGCGGUAAGCAGAUAACAGAAGCCAGGGCCGUGGUCAUACUAAAGAUAAUCGAACCUCCACGUUGAUAGUUCUUUGCUGUGUUUAUUGAUGACUUUGUAUUGUUAGCUUACUAUUCUGGAUUAUAAAGUGAGGUGCCUCAGAAGGAAAUACAGGGAUGCUACUUGUGUAUAACAUUUCUACACUUGAUAUGUAACUAUAGGAUCUUUCGAGAA